Danio aesculapii is the source of this 1647-nucleotide messenger RNA. Its product is annotated as interleukin-1 receptor type 2. The record is from RefSeq and is a predicted model, not a curated record. Lineage: Eukaryota; Metazoa; Chordata; Actinopteri; Cypriniformes; Danionidae. Gene Ontology annotation, molecular function: interleukin-1 receptor activity.
AUGGUCAUCAGCACACAGGGUGAGAAUGUCAUCUUCAAUGUCUACAUUCCAGCACAGAUCAUGAGAAGAUGGGAAAUGAGACUCUCUGGUUUCAGCAUAUGCAUUGCCAUUAUUUCUGUCAGAUUAAUCCUAGCCUCUGCACAGACUCUAAAAGACAGUUGUGUGGUUGUGGGUCCAGAGAUCCCUGAUUUUCACACUCCAGGCGAGGCCGUUAUCAUCAGAUUCCCGUUUCUGGAAGGUGCCAUUCGCUACAGGAAAUUACGCCUGGACAACAGCUCCUCAUUCCACGUGGAUCACAUGAGUCUGAGUAACCAAAGCAGUCUGAGGCUGCACCGAGACCGGGUGAAGCAGAGUGGGCGCGGGGUCCUACUGCUGCCGGGCCAGACCACAGACUCCGGAAUCUACAGCUACACCCUCAGGAGUGACACAUUCUGUCUGAUGGGGAGUAUUUCCAUCACGGUGUCUGCAGAUCUGAACACCACAGUAAUGCCCUUCAGCACAUAUGCAGGAGCAGACACCAGAAUCAUCUGCCCACAUUUGCAAUACUACACACGGACAGAAAACGCCAGGUGGCACAAGGAUUUUGAGAGCAGAGCGCUCCCUGUGGGCAGAGGACGGUAUAGCAUUGAGAAGGGCAUCAUUCUGGCCAUCAGAAACAUCUCUGUGGAGGACGAGGGCUUCUACACCUGCAGACUGACUGUGGUGGUCAACAACGCACAAUACAAUGUCAGCCGCACCUGGAGAGUGCACGUGACAGAGAGCGCUGCGCCACGCACCGUCACCUCCAACAGACCUCCAGUCACCUCCAGUGCUGUCACAUCCUCAGCAAAACUGUACCCUUACUUUGUCUCUCCUGUAAAUGGAUCCUUCAUUAAAAGUCGUUCUGGCUUGCAGCUGCAGCUCCAGUGUGUAGUGUCAGCUGUAAACCCCUCAUCUGCAGAGCUGACCUGGCUGAUCAACGGAAACACACCUGAACACUCUCACCUGGCCGGACGAGCGCUUCAGUCACAGAACAGAAUCACAGACCUCACUGUGGAGGUACAGCUGCUGAUCUCCAUCCUCCAUGAGGAAGACCACGGCACAGAGCUGAGCUGCAGGUGGAGAAACCAGGAGCAGAAGAUGGAGGUGCUAACCUACAUCAGACUGACAGACUCUGGGUCCUGGUGGUCUGGCCGCUUCAUCUCCUGCUGUUUUCUGCUGGUGCUCGCUGUUUUCUCUAGUCAACUGUGUCGAAGGAGUGAGAAACGAGGAGAUUACUUUCUGGCUCGACAGAACCAGCAGUGUCUGAAGAUCUGUACAAACACAACUGCAUUUACACUUCUCUCAUGUAUACCCUCAAUAAAAAUGAAAACUUGUUUUAAACGGACUCUCUCUCAGUGCCCACACAGAAAAUCAAACUCCGCAAAUACUCGUAGCAUAAGUGUGCUGACCACUGAGGAACGCCUGGCAGCACAGGGUAAACCGUCUUGGAUAUCAGUGGUGAUGCACACACGCUCUCUGCUGGUCCAGGAGAAACAGACGGGCUUUGUCAGGUUUGUAGAGUGUUUUGAGGAUUUGCCGGUUCAGAUGAUUCUGGCCAGCCCGGAAGAAUUAAACUUUUACUCUGAUGAAGAUGGCAGCUUUGAUGAAGAAUAUAUGACAGAGUAG